AUGGACAGGCGUGUCCCCUAUUCCCUGAGCGUCCUCGCUCCCAGCCAGGAUGGCGCUGAUGAAUCUCGCUUGGCCAUCCAGGCACGGCUCCGCGAGUUCAUCCUUGCCUUCCAGCUCGACAAUUCUUUCAUUUACAGAGACCAAUUGCGACAGAAUGUUCUGAUAAAGCAAUACUAUUGUGAUGUGGACAUUGCACACUUGAUAUCAUACAACGAGGAGCUUGCUCACAAGCUGACAACGGAACCUGGAGAUAUUAUUCCAUUGUUUGAAGCUGCUCUCAAACAAUGCACCCAGCACAUUGUCUACCCGUCACAACGCGACAUCACCCUCCCGCCGCACCAGCUACUUCUCCAUUCAAGCGCCUCUCACAUUUCUAUUCGGGACCUGAAUGCGACAAAUAUCUCUCAUCUUGUUAGAAUCCCCGGUAUUGUCAUCGGCGCUUCGACAAUAUCCUCAAAGGCUACCGUCAUCAGCCUCCGAUGCAAGAGCUGUGAAUAUAUGGACCAUAUCACUGUCGACAGUGGCUUCUCUGGCUUGACCCUGCCCAGACGCUGCGGCCGCCGCCCACAACCUGGAGAGCAGAGAUCUGACCCUUGUCCCAUGGACCCUUAUGUCAUCGCCCACGAGAAAUGUGACUUUGUCGACCAACAAGUUCUCAAGCUCCAGGAAGCCCCGGAUCAGGUUCCUGUAGGUGAAUUGCCUCGUCAUGUAUUGAUCUCGGCAGACCGCUAUCUAGCCAACCGAGUGGUUCCUGGAUCGCGUUGUACAGUGAUGGGCGUCUUUUCAAUCUAUCAGGCAAAGGGCGGCAACAAGGCCGCUGCUGUGGCUCUUCGAAAUCCCUACCUGCGCGCGGUUGGAAUCAGCAGCGACGUAGACCACACAGCCAAGGGAGCGGCCACCUUUACAGAGGAAGAAGAGCAAGAGUUCUUGGAAAUGAGCCGUCGGCCUGAUUUAUACGAAGCCUUUGCGCGAAGCAUUGCCCCUUCUAUUUACGGCAACAUGGACAUGAAAAAGGCUAUCGCUUGUCUGCUGAUGGGCGGCUCCAAAAAGAUCCUUCCAGAUGGUAUCAAGCUGCGUGGAGAUAUCAACGUUUUGAUGCUGGGUGACCCUGGUACUGCCAAGUCUCAGCUGCUUAAAUUCGUCGAAAAGGCAUCCCCCAUUGCCAUCUACACGUCCGGAAAGGGUUCGUCUGCGGCCGGUCUCACGGCCUCUGUCCAACGUGAUCACAAUACCCGCGAAUUCUACCUCGAAGGAGGAGCCAUGGUCCUUGCGGACGGCGGUGUUGUCUGUAUUGACGAGUUUGACAAAAUGAGAGACGAAGAUCGAGUAGCAAUUCACGAAGCUAUGGAGCAACAGACAAUCUCGAUCGCCAAAGCCGGAAUCACUACUAUUCUCAACUCGAGAACGUCGGUCCUCGCUGCUGCUAACCCUACCUUUGGUCGUUAUGAUGAUCUGAAGACACCCGGAGAAAACAUCGAUUUCCAAACGACUAUUCUGUCGCGUUUUGACAUGAUUUUCAUUGUCAGAGAUGGUCAUGACCGUGCCCGUGACGAGCGGAUAGCUCGGCAUGUGAUGGGUAUUCACAUGGGAGGCAAGGGUAUGGAAGAGCACGUUGAGGCAGAGAUUCCCGUGGAGAAGAUGAAGCGGUACAUUAGCUACUGCAAGUCGCGGUGCGCUCCCCAAUUGUCCGAGGAAGCAGCAGACAAACUUUCUUCGCACUUUGUCUCCAUCCGCAAGCAAGUACACCGCGCUGAGCUUGAUGCCAACGCUCGCUCGUCCAUUCCAAUUACCGUUCGUCAGCUCGAAGCCAUCGUCCGAAUUACCGAAUCCCUAGCCAAGCUCUCUCUGUCACCGAUCGCUACGACGGCGCACGUGGACGAAGCCAUUAGGCUGUUCCUUGCAUCAACCAUGGACGCAGUCACCCAGGGCGAAGGCCAAGGCAGCAAAGAGCUCAUGGAAGAAGUUGCCAAGGUUGAAGACGAACUUAAACGUCGCUUGCCCAUCGGAUGGUCUACCAGUCUGGCCAACUUGCGUCGUGAGUUUGUCGACGGACGGGGAUACAGUGAACAGGCCCUCAACCGAGCGCUGCUUGUGCUACAGCGGCGAGACACGGUUCAUAUUCGUUCCGGUGGAUCGCAGAUUUACCGAAACGGGGUGUAG
Messenger RNA from Talaromyces rugulosus, 2160 nucleotides. RefSeq lists its product as uncharacterized. The record is from RefSeq and is a predicted model, not a curated record. Gene Ontology annotation, molecular function: single-stranded DNA binding; DNA replication origin binding; 3'-5' DNA helicase activity. The transcript is spliced from 4 exons. Gene Ontology annotation, cellular component: MCM complex; nucleus. NCBI's taxonomy places the organism in Eukaryota, Fungi, Ascomycota, Eurotiomycetes, Eurotiales, Trichocomaceae. Bases 1 to 2160 code for a protein of 719 amino acids. Gene Ontology annotation, biological process: double-strand break repair via break-induced replication; DNA replication; DNA replication initiation.